GCCGCUCGGAGGAGUCUGACCAAUCAUUUGGCGGCGGCAGCAGCAAGUGACACGUGGGCAGCCCAAGUGCUGCCGAGUUGGAGCAAGUUGUGAUGGGGAGAAGCUCGUGGAUCGCUCAAUGAAUUUGCUGAAGGCGAGUGGGAUGGACAAUGGCCAUUUCUGGGCCUCUCACUAAUUACUUUGUGGAGUCAAUAAUCAGCCCCGAGACUGACGAGACUCCAGCAGCCAAAUUCUCGGCACAAUUCCCCAACCCUCGGGCCCCUGCCCAAUCUGAACCCCUGGACUUUCCCUCCUGCAGUUUCAGCGCCUCCUGGAACCCCCUGAACCCCUCAGUCUAUCAGCCCUAUAUCCAACAGCAGCAGCAGGGCGCCCCCAGUGCCGAGGGCAGGUACUUACGGGCUUGGCUGGAGAAUGGACCGAGUGUCAAGUCUGAGCCGCUGCUGGGGCCCCCGGGGGACCUGGACAAACUGGGACCCCAACAUUACACUGUGGCCUCGCCCGGCGGCGCUGCUGCAACACAAGAUUCCAACCAAAGGGCCGACUUCCCGGACAAUAAAGUGUGUGAAGCCAACGCCGGGGACAAAGACCGGACGCAUCAAAACAACCCCUCAGCCAAUUGGUUACACGCUCGCUCCUCCAGAAAGAAGAGGUGCCCCUACUCCAAAUACCAGACCCUGGAGCUGGAGAAGGAAUUCCUGUUUAACAUGUACCUGACCAGGGACAGGAGGCACGAGGUCGCCAGGCUGUUGAACCUGAGCGAGAGACAAGUCAAAAUCUGGUUCCAGAACCGAAGGAUGAAGAUGAAGAAACUAAACAAAGAUCAGAGCAAAGAUUAACCCUCCCUGCUCCUUAUUUAUAGUUCCAGCUGAAGGUGAAUAGGACUGGGCUACGAUAAAGGGUUAAUAACACUACCUGCAGCCUCUUAUUUCCAGUCAUGUAUUUGUGUUGCCUUUGCAGUUUUAGGAAAGGACUUGCACAAACCUUCUUGCAUGAUCCCCUCCAUCACACAUAUACCCACAUGUCAUCAAUAUCCCCAGAAAUCGACUUCAUCCCAACCUCAUCUCCUUAUUAUUAAUAUUAUUAUUAUUAUUAUUAUUAUUAAAGGGCCUUGAGACCAGCAGACUCCCAUUUUUAUACUGAGCUUGAAUAUUAUAAGAGAUUAAAUUAGAAGCACAAAGAAAUUCCCCUCGCUUUGCUAAAUUAGUUUUGUAGAGACCAAGUGAUGACAUUAAAAAUCAUUUUUUUAGCAAAAAAAAAGAAAUAAAUAAAAACAGUAGAAGAGUGUGGGGCAAAAAAAAACUGAAUGUAUCCCUAGAAGUAGAUAUUUAUAAUUUAUUGUGAAUUUUACCUUUUUUACAAGAUGUAGACAAUGUGUUCCUUGUGACAAGUGAUUGUAUAUUUUGUACUUUACUGUUGGAGGCUUUAAUACUUGAAAUAUUUGUGUGUGUGUAAAUGUAGUUAUAAAGGGUUCAGUGAUGUUAUUUGUUUUAUUUUAUUUCCAUGGUUAUUAAAUUAGUGACUUUAAUUA
Xenopus laevis (African clawed frog) is the source of this 1528-nucleotide messenger RNA. It is a transcript of the gene hoxb9.L, whose product is annotated as homeobox B9 L homeolog. The transcript has 2 exons. NCBI's taxonomy places the organism in Eukaryota, Metazoa, Chordata, Amphibia, Anura, Pipidae. Bases 150 to 836 code for a protein of 228 amino acids. The record is from RefSeq and is marked validated.